UCUUCUUUUUCCUCUCUUGACAGACACUUUGGCUGUAUGAAGACUAAACACGCAAGCGGUGGAGUUGUCUUGCUAAAAACACACUAAAUUUGUGCUUUGCUUGCUAAACUCUUAGUUUGCUCUCUAAGUGAAAUGUAUUUGAUAGAUCUGGGAUGGUAAUAAAAUGUGUUAUAGUAGUGUUAUGAUUGGUGGAGCUAAUAUGUUAGGUUAGAGGUGAGUAAUGAAAAUACCAAAGCAGAAAAAUAAUUUAAUAUCAACCAUCCAUUACAUUAUAUGGGUCUCUCCGGGAAAGUUUUAUUUACAGACAGAAAGACUGGCAUGGAAAAUGAGUGCACACUUAUUGAAAGUGCCUUGUUAUGGACACUUACUAAUGGACAAUCCCCCUGGAGCAAUCUGGAGUUACAAGCAUUGGUCAAUGACACUGUAAUGAAAGCAGAUUCUAGUGCUUCUUCAUUUCACCUCUUUUAGAGUACAAACCUCAGGCCUUUGGGUUUCCAUCCUAGAUCUCAGUAGUACAACCAACCUAUACAUUUUUCAAUGUCUUCCUCAUCUAAGAACUAGACACAACUCUUGACAAAGCACCAAGCUUUUAAGCAUGAGACUGUGUAAAAAGAAUUCCAUAUCAGACACAAUCGUUUCUGUUCACAAAUGUGUAUUUUGGUCCCAGACUCUUAAUUUGACCCUCUUUAUUUAUCUGAAUGUUUUGCAAAAAUACAUAAGGUGGUUCAUAAAAUAAAAAAAAAUGAUGUAAAACAUCUUUUGUGUGAAUAACAUACAUUUCUGAAUUAAAAGUAUUUUAAUAUUAAUCUUUUAUUAAUCAAUUUUUAAUAAUUAUAUUACAAAUUGUAUUAAUAAAUCUUUUUAAUUUUAAAAAACUGAAUAUGACAAAGUCAGAUAAUCAGUUCCAGCAAUAUAGCCAAUAUUCAGGAAGACAUUAUGGUUAUGAUGUGAGAAUAGAAUAGAAUAGAAUAGAAUGACAUUCUAGGUCAUAUAGAGCAACCCUAAAAAAUCCACAAUAUUUGUAUGAAGUAAUAAAUGAAUUAAUUAAUCUUUUGUGUAUUUCAAGGUCCAUGAGCAUUUCAAGUUUAACAUCUUUAUUUCUUUAGCCUUUAAGGAUGCUGUAAUUGGCUCCUUUUAUUUUAUUACCUUAUUAAUUUAGCAUUUAAACAAAGGAAUAUUGUAUUUUUUACGUGAAUAUAUUAUCAGUGGAUGUCAAUAUAGUUGAUUCUUGAUCUAUGCUUAUUUUUAGGUCAGUUUGUUGGUAAAGAAUUACUAAGGUUGUUACUAUGUUUCAUAAUAGCAAAAAUUACUGCGUGAAUGGUUUUAUGGGAAAGAGAACGAGUUCCUUGCCUUUGUAUAUGACUGAAAUUAAACCAGCCAAUAAAAUGAAUUACACCUAAAAUUUAAUGACCUUGUCAAGGUCUUGAUUUUGAUUGGUUAGCAGCUCAUUGUAAGAAAGAGCAUAGUAUGAAAUGAUUGACGUCGGUGUGAAUGUUUGUGGUGCACGGUUUAAUUUGAUUUGGACUGCACGCGCGUGGCUGUCUGUUUAGUCAUGUCCGUGUUGUCGAGGAUUUCAGGUGGUCCAGGAGAUGGCGAUGUAGGAGAGCUUUGAAGGACAGAGAAGAGAGGCUGUAAGGAUGACUUAGUGGCUUUACCUAACAGAUGCAGAGGUGACAGCGUCUCAAACAUUUCCCUGCCGCUCUUCAUCUCUUCUGACGCGCAGCAGUUGCCGUUUUCUUCUCGUCAAACAAGGCUCUUUGGGCUCACUGGAUACAAAGAGACUGAACGUGUGAAUUGAAUGAGGACAACAUAUUAUCAUUCUUUAAUUAAUGACCACUGGACCACUGGAUGCAAAGUUGAAUUUCACACGACAAACAGAAACAGAGAUGUUGAAGGUACCGAGUAUUGCGCCCAGUAGUGCUCUUCUGUAAGAGGAGGGUUUAAUCAGGGUCGUUAUCCGCCCCUUUAAUGCAAGUUUCCAUGGAGGACGGAUCUAUCUGGAGGACAUUAGGAUCGGAAGUCCUUCACGGACACUUCGCAGUGGCUUCUGUUAAAAAUGUGCGGCGUUUGGGUCGCUAGUAACACGGUUAUUUACAAUGAUGGGACCGCGCAGCCAGUCUCAGGCAGGAGAGCCAAGCAUGACUCCGCCACGACGCUCAUCCACUGCUGCUGACAGGGUGCCUACGGAGACUGUUCAGAGGAAUAACAGCAGUAAUACUGGUGUUAUUCUGGACAUUUCCACCCUAAAAAUGGCCGAUGUGGACUCUGAGGUCCCUCCUCUACCUCCACGAUACCGCUUUCGAGAUCUGCUGCUUGGGGAUCAGUCUUUUCAGAAUGAUGACAGGUACACAGAGGAGUACAGUAUGGAUUCAACCAAUGCACAGGUGCAGGUGGAAUUUUAUGUAAAUGAAAACACAUUCAAGGAGAGGUUGAAACUCUUUUUCAUCAAAAACCAAAGGUCAAGUCUCAGAAUACGCCUCUUCAACCUCUCCUUGAAGUUGUUAACAUGCCUCCUUUAUAUAAUCAGAGUUUCACUAGAUGAUCCAACUAACCAGGUCACAUGUGCACGGAAACAUUGCACAAACAUCACAGAUGCUCUUUGCAGCAAAGCCUGUGGCAACUACACAACAAACCUGACCGCAGAUCCCACACAAAUAAACUGGGAGUUAAUAUUUUGGGUGAAUAGGAGAGUUCCUGUAUGGGCGAUACAGGUGACAGUGGCCUUAAUUAGCUUCUUGCAAGCAAUGCUCUUGGUGUAUCUCAGCUACAAGGGGAACAUUUGGGAGCAGAUUUUCCAAAUCUCCUUCAUCAUUGAGAUGACCAAUACAGUGCCGUUCAUAAUUACAAUCUUUUGGCCUCCGCUGAGGAACAUAUUUGUUCCCGUGUUUCUUAACUGUUGGCUUGCCAAAUCAGCGCUGGAGAACAUGAUUAAUGAUCUCCAUCGUGCCAUUCAGCGCACACACUCUGCCAUGUUCAACCAGGUCCUCAUUCUGAUCUGUACAUUGCUCUGUCUGGUCUUUACUGGGGCUUGUGGGAUUCAGCACCUUGAGCGGGCGGGGAAGACUCUUACCCUUUUCGAUGCUUUAUAUUUCUGCAUCGUCACCUUCUCAACUGUUGGUUAUGGAGACGUCACACCCAGAAUCUGGCCCUCUCAGCUACUCGUGGUCAUCAUGAUCUGUGUGGCUCUGGUGGUGCUGCCAUUACAGUUUGAAGAGUUGGCGUAUCUUUGGAUGGAGAGGCAGAAGUCAGGUGGAAACUACAGCAGACAUCGUGCUCAGACAGAGAAGCAUGUGGUUCUCUGCGUCACUUCACUCAAAAUAGACCUGCUCAUGGAUUUCCUCAAUGAGUUCUAUGCCCACCCGAGACUACAGGAUUAUUAUGUGGUGAUACUCUGUCCCUCUGAGAUGGACAUCCAGGUUCGGCGUAUACUGCAGAUCCCGUUGUGGUCUCAACGGGUCAUCUACCUCCAAGGCUCUGCAUUGAAGGAUCAAGACCUGAUGAGAGCCAAGAUGGACGAUGCAGAGGCGUGCUUCAUCCUCAGCAGCAGAAAUGAAGUGGACCGCACCGCAGCUGAUCAUCAAACCAUUCUGCGAGCGUGGGCUGUUAAGGAUUUUGCUCCAAACUGUCCUCUAUAUGUCCAGAUUCUCAAACCUGAGAACAAAUUCCAUGUCAAAUUUGCAGAUCAUGUGGUAUGUGAGGAGGAGUUCAAGUAUGCCAUGCUGGCCCUCAACUGUGUGUGUCCAGCCACUUCUACACUGGUCACACUCCUGGUGCACACGUCUCGUGGACAGGAGGGACAGAUGUCUCCAGAACAGUGGCAGAGGACAUAUGGCCGUUGCUCUGGGAAUGAAGUUUACCACAUUCGUCUGAUGGACAGCAAGUUCUUUGGCGAAUAUGAUGGGAAGAGUUUUACUUAUGCCUCCUUCCAUGCACAUAAAAAGUAUGGCGUCUGCCUAAUCGGCACAAAGAGAGAAGAAAAUAAGAGCAUACUUCUGAACCCCGGCCCUCGCCACAUCAUGUCUGCCACAGACACCUGCUACUACAUCAACAUCACUAAAGAGGAGAACUCUGCCUUCAUCUUCAAACAGGAGGAGAAGCACAGCAAAGGGCUGUCGGCCACCGGCGUGUAUGACGCCCCCUCUCGUCUCCCGGUGCAGAGCAUCAUCGCAAGCAUGGGAACUGUGGCCAUUGACCUGCAGAACCCAGAUCCCCCGGCUGACAGCAGUAAACUGGCCCUGCCCACAGAGAACGGAGCUGGGAGUCGUAGACCCAGCAUUGCCCCUGUGCUUGAGAUCGCUGAUUCCUCUGCAAUCCUGCCUUGUGAUCUUCUCAGUGACCCCUCAGAAGAUGAGACCAACCAAUCGGACGAGGAAGGAGCACCAGCCUUAGAGUGUAUUAAAGGCUAUCCUCCAAACUCCCCUUACAUUGGAAGCUCCCCAACUCUUUGUCACCUUUUGCAACAAAAGGCGCCAUUUUGUUGCCUACGACUUGACAAGGGUUGUCGGCACAAUAGCUUUGAAGAUGCCAAGGCAUAUGGUUUCAAAAACAAGUUGAUUAUCGUUUCUGCUGAGACAGCAGGAAAUGGCCUGUACAACUUCAUAGUGCCGCUGCGUGCCUAUUACCGACCCCGGAAGGAGCUGAAUCCUAUUGUACUGCUACUGGAUAAUCCGCCUGAUAAUCAUUUUCUUGAAGCCAUCUGCUGUUUCCCUAUGGUGUACUACAUGGCUGGUACCAUUGACAAUUUGGAUAACCUGCUGCAGUGUGGCAUCAUCUACGCUGAUAACCUGGUGGUGGUGGAUAAGGAGAGCACAAUGAGUGCAGAGGAAGACUACAUGGCAGAUGCUAAAACCAUAGUCAAUGUGCAGACCAUGUUCAGGUUGUUUCCUAGUCUCAGCAUAAUCACUGAGCUAACCCAUCCUUCUAAUAUGAGAUUCAUGCAGUUUCGUGCCAAAGACUGCUACUCCCUGGCUCUCUCCAAACUCGAAAAGAUAGAGAGAGAUAAGGGCUCUAAUCUGGCAUUCAUGUUCCGCCUCCCAUUCGCUGCAGGCAGAGUGUUCAGUAUAAGUAUGCUGGAUACUCUCCUUUACCAGUCUUUUGUGAAGGACUAUAUGAUUCUGAUUGCAAGACUCCUGCUCGGUCUAGACACCACCCCGGGCUCUGGCUACCUCUGUGCUAUGAAGGUAACGGAAGAGGACUUAUGGAUCCGGACAUACGGAAGACUAUUCCAGAAGCUGUGCUCAUCCAGUGCAGAAAUUCCCAUUGGGAUAUACCGCACUGAAUCUCACAUUUUCUCCUCCUCAGAGUUUAAGGAGGUUUGCAAGCAGUCUCAGGUGUCUGUGGAGGACUGUGAGGACCCGCGGGACCGCAGGGAAUCCUGGAAAGAGAAAACCGCCCACAGAAACUCCACAGGGAGCGACCAAUCAGAGCACCCACUCCUGCGGAAGAAGAGCAUGCAGUGGGCGAGACGGCUGAGCAGAAAAAACACCAAACCGCCCAGUCGAGCUGAACGCAUCAAUCAACAGCGCCUAAACCUGUACCAGCGCUCAGAGAGGCAGGAACUGUCAGAGCUGGUGAAAAACCGCAUGAAGCACUUAGGGCUGCCCACUGUGGGAUACGAGGACGUAGCUAAUUUAACCGCAAGUGAUGUGAUGAACCGAGUAAAUCUAGGAUAUUUGCAAGAUGAAAUGAAUGAUAAUCAGAACACGUUGUCAUAUGUGCUGAUAAACCCUCCUCCGGACACCAUUCUAGAGCUCAAUGACAUUGUCUACAUCAUCCGCUCUGAUCCACUGGCACACGUCCCUGAGAAUGUCCCAGGUGCUCCGGCUGGAGCCAAGCUACGACAAGACUAUGGACCUGAGACCAGGGAUGAGACCCAUCUGUAAGAACUGGAAGUUCUUAUUAACCCUCCUUCCCUUCCUCCUCUGCCUUGAGCUGCUACAGUCUGCAUGAAGAGUGACAGGACACACAACCUACCAACCAACCGAUCACACAGACACGACCCAAGCUGCCCAAUGGCUAGAACUGUACUACUUAAACACUUUACAGAUUUCUCUUUUUUACGACACCGGUAUAUAGAAUCUCGUGGCACAUUUCAGACUUCUCUAAAUGUGGCUGGUCAUUACAUUUUUGUAUUUUAAGACUUGGUUCAGUGCGAGUGUGGGGUAUUGAAUCACUUUGGACCAAACAAGCUGUCCAAGCACUUUGGAUUUAUAGGGCAGUAUAUAUCAGAAAUACUAAAUCAGUAUUCAAGAGGGCAGCUAAAGACAGAAGGAAGAAACAACAACUAUUACGCCAGUAAGCUGACCCAAACACUGGAUAGUGCCCUGUCAUACAUGCAAGGUGUUUGAGUAUGAUAUUGAACAGAAUUAGUUUACAUCAGUGCUAUAUUUUGUACAUAUAUAGCACAAAUAUAGCAUAUAUAAAUAUAUAUUUGUACAUAUAUAUCAUAAAUUAGCCACAUAUUCUUUACAUGCUCAGUGACCUCUUAGUAUUCACAGUAUUUUGUUGUGAUUUCGUCCUCAAAGCACAAAGGGUUUUAAAUUUGAAACGGCUAAUUCCCAACUAAAGCUUUUACAUGUGAUUGAACACUGAUGAUUUACUAUAAAUUGCUGCCAAUUAUCACUACAAAUGUUAUCAUAAGCCAGUUUACAUGUGCCGAGAACAGAAGCUAGAUCUAUUGCCAUACAAUUUCAAAUUUACAGCAAAAAAUGGAACAUAUUCUAAAGCAAACACAUGGUCCUUCUGAAGAUUGACAGGAACUGUACUGCACCAGCAGAAAUGUGCUUCAUGGAUCUUGAUUAGGUGUCAUUGAAGAUAUGCCAAAUGGUAAUAUACAUAGGAUCGAUAUUGAAAUUAUGUUUGGGUUAUACAUUAGAAAAUAUUAGAUGUAAUACAUACUGUUGGUAACCAUUGUUUUUCAGUGAUAUUUUGCCUCAAAGCUAAUAAGUGUUUUUUUUGUUUGUUCGUUUUCUCUUUACAACAGCAUUCAGCAUUUUGUAUUUCUAAAAAUAACUGGUUAUUUUAAUAUUUUUAUUAUUUCUGUGUGCACAAUGUACAUGUUACUGCUCAUUUAGGACAAAAAGGUAUCUAUAUACCUCUCUAUAUAAAUAUAUAUAGAGAGCGAGCACGAGGGAGAGUAUAAAUCAUUUGAAUUUGUCGAUUUUAUUGCACUAAGCUCUGCUGAGCAGUACAUAGUAACCCUUUAAACUACAUAAAGAAAACAUUAAAAAUGUUACAUUUCACAAUACAUUUUAGUUUUUGCCUUCUGUAUUAAUACAUUCCAUGGUUCAUUGUCAUUUCCAUCGGUGUAUGGAGCUGACAUUUAAAGCCAUCAUGGAAAGCUGCUUUUAUUUUUACUAGAUGUAUUCAUCUUUCAUUGAACAGAAAAUGUGAAUGUCCACUUUGUGCAAAGUAGCUAAGAUUGAAUACCUCUCAUAUCAUUCUUACCUGUUUGUCUCCACAAAGAAAUGUGAUAGAUGACAGUAAAAGCAAUGAAACGGGAAUCCUUGUAGCUAUGAUGUUUAAAAUAUUUAUUUUAUAAUUCUGUAUUCAUGUUUAUUGCGUAUUUAAGGCGUUUUCUGCCUUAUUUUGCUUCUAUUGAUCUGGCAUAUCAGUUUAUUUACUGCUCAGCUCCAAGACUGUCAGUAGUAAUUGAAUGUCAGCCCUUGACAUGUCGAGCAGAAUACUGUACAGUUCAUCAGACUAUAUUCAUGUUUUUUGCUUGCGUAAAGAUGUCACCUACAUUCUGCCCAUUGGUCAUUGUUUUCUCAUGCAGAUUGCUUUCGGAAUGUUUUUUAAAUAAUGUUUUCCUAAAUUUCCAGCCAUAAUUGGAAAGGAUAUGCAUAAUGUGCAUGUUAAAAAUAGCCUGCAGAUUCCUCUAUUUUUUACUAGUUCCCUGAGAUUUAAAUAUGAUCGGCUGAUCACAGCUGUUGUAAUUUACAAAAAUUUCGUGUUAUUUUUCCAGUAGUUUUAGAAAAACAUGGACCAUGCAUGUCCUAAUCUUGCCAAAUGUGUCAGAGACCCAUGUUUACAUUUGCUGGCUCCUGUUUUUGGAUUGUGCUGAACAAUACAUGAACUUCAAAAUUUUGUACAAUUUCUUAAAUGAAGUCUGUACUAACAUGUAAGAAUGAAUCAAUAAAUGCUGCAUGCAGCCAGAGAAAUGUGGCAGUAU
Onychostoma macrolepis is the source of this 8170-nucleotide messenger RNA. It is a transcript of the gene kcnt1b, whose product is annotated as potassium sodium-activated channel subfamily T member 1b. The record is from RefSeq and is a predicted model, not a curated record. The transcript is spliced from 34 exons. Gene Ontology annotation, cellular component: membrane. The coding region runs from base 2097 to 5882 and encodes 1261 amino acids. Gene Ontology annotation, molecular function: intracellular sodium-activated potassium channel activity; protein binding. NCBI's taxonomy places the organism in Eukaryota, Metazoa, Chordata, Actinopteri, Cypriniformes, Cyprinidae. Gene Ontology annotation, biological process: potassium ion transport.